AUCAUGAAAUUCGUAAUAUGGGAUCCGGGUCAAACAAAGAGCUCUGAGCUUCAAAGUGAAUGCAAUGAAGCAGCUUGGCUGCAAAAAGGAAGAUCGCUUAAGGAAAAAGAAGCACGACUUCAUCAGCUUAUAUCUAAGCUGAGUAGCAUGUACCCACAACACACGGAAUUCCUAAAAUACCUUCAUCGCAGUGAUGGCGAUGAAAGUGUGCCGACUAUAUAUGUAAUAACACCCACGUAUUGGCGACCAGUGCAGGAGGCAGAACUUACGAGGCUAUCACACACCUUCCAGCUCGUCCCAAAGCUACACUGGAUCGUCAUUGAAGAUUCGAACACGACAACAAAACUUGUUGGAGACCUACUGCGUCGGUCCUUACUGACAUAUACACGGCUACAUGUUGCAACGCCACAGGCGUACAAACUUCCAGCCAAUCCAAAGUUGUCAUGGGUGCAUCCACGUGGUGUUCUGCAGAGGAAUUUAGGCCUUCAGUGGCUGAGAACUAACCUGGAUGCAGAGAAGCAGAAGGGAGUUGUGUACUUUGCUGAUGAUGAUAAUACUUACGAUCAAGCACUUUUUGAGGAGAUGAGGUCCACAAAGACGGUGUCAGUGUGGCCAGUUGGACUAGUUGGUGGUCUUCUUGUGGAGGGACCUUUAGUGGAAGGCGGAAAAGUCGUGAGUUGGAACUCUGUAUGGAAGCGACAUCGUCCAUUCCCCAUCGACAUGGCAGGGUUUGCCAUCAACCUGCGAUUGCUGCUUAAUCACCCGAAUGUAGCAUUCAAGCUGAAGGCAGAGAUAGGGUACCAGGAAUCCUUAUUGCUGAAAGAAAUCGUCACUAUAUCAGAACUGGAACCAAGAGCUGAUAACUGUUCAAAGGUUCUCGUGUGGCACACUCGAACAGAAGCACCGAAACUGGAUCAAGAGAACAAUGGUUCUUACAUUUUCCAACCCAACCUCCCGUGUUUCAAGAAAUGGUCAGUUCGAGAAGGGGUAGAAGUUGGCAUAGUACAGAUAAAUUCAGUAACGGUUUCGUUUGUUUUUCUUCCAGUCCUGUAAGUUAUGCUUAUUCAAUCACUUAUUGAUCAGAUGUAAUUGACAAACGUGUGAACAUUUUCAUAAUAUCAGUGAUCUAUCUGAACUAGCAGCAGUCAAUGAAUGAAAUGCGUUGCAACACGUAUGCCAAAUACGCAAUUAUGCUGUAAAGAAAUGACUGUACGUCAAACAAUGUUGUCAAAUCUGCAUAAUUGUCACUUUAUUCAGGUCGUAGAUAGACAUGUUGUAGUGUCUAUGGUUGAAGGAAAGUGUAUGUACUUGCCAAAUAAUCAUACUAUGGGCAACUAUUUCCUUAGUAAAUUUUGUGGUUGGCCAAAUAAGAUCAUAGUUCUAUUUGGCAACCUAACUGCAUGGAGACUGGUUGGUUCUGGGACUGCGUAUACAUGUAGUAAUGUAUUAGGCUACUGGUAAUCCUAGAUAGAAAACUGUUGACAGUUUUAUAUAAAUCAUGAAUUUAAGGUAAUCAUGUGAUCAAUCCCAGAGAUUCAAUGUUUUAAUAAGCAGUAUACAGUAGCUCUGGCAACAAAUCCAGUUUCCAGACUGCUCAAAAUCUGGUGUUAGCUAGUAUAGGGAGUUGUAGUUACGAGUUGAAGCUAGUUUAUAUCAGAUGUUAAGUUUUAUAUCAAAACAAUGGCUAUAUAAAAUAACUUGAACAAAAUAUAGUGAAGUUAUUAAAAUUUUUAUAUUUACAAUA
Molecule: messenger RNA, 1744 nt
Organism: Priapulus caudatus
Lineage: Eukaryota; Metazoa; Priapulida; Priapulimorpha; Priapulimorphida; Priapulidae
Product: galactosylgalactosylxylosylprotein 3-beta-glucuronosyltransferase 1-like
Exons: 8
Coding region: 4-1053 (349 amino acids)
Biological process (GO): carbohydrate metabolic process; chondroitin sulfate proteoglycan biosynthetic process
Cellular component (GO): Golgi membrane
Molecular function (GO): galactosylgalactosylxylosylprotein 3-beta-glucuronosyltransferase activity
Source: RefSeq, a predicted model, not a curated record